AUGACUCUGGACUCCAAAGACUGUGAAGAGUGGACUGCCAGACGGGUCCGCGACACCUUUCUGGACUUCUUCAGGAAAAAUGGCCACACUUUCGUUCCUUCUUCCCCUGUUGUGCCUCACUCGGAUCCCACUCUUCUUUUUACCAAUGCUGGGAUGAAUCAAUUUAAAUCUAUAUUCCUAGGGACUGUCGAUCCGCACUCUGAUUUUGCAAGACUGAAAAGUGCAGUCAACUCGCAAAAGUGUAUCCGCGCUGGAGGAAAGCAUAAUGAUUUGGACGAUGUAGGGAAGGACAGUUACCACCAUACGUUCUUUGAAAUGCUCGGAAACUGGAGUUUCGGUGACUAUUUCAAAGAAGAUGCUAUCCGUUACUCAUGGGAACUGUUGACAAAAGUGUAUGGCAUCGAUCCCCAGCGCCUCUAUGUGACCUAUUUUGAAGGUCAUGAAGAGGGUGGCUUGGAGCCUGAUUUGGAGGCCAAGGCUCUAUGGACUGCUGUAGGCGUACCAGAGGACCAUAUUCUCCCGGGAAAUAUGAAAGACAAUUUUUGGGAGAUGGGCGAUCAAGGUCCCUGUGGGCCUUGUAGUGAGAUUCACUACGAUCGAAUUGGUGGGCGCAAUGCCUCUCAUCUUGUCAAUCAGGACGAUCCCAAUGUGCUUGAAAUAUGGAAUAAUGUCUUCAUACAGUACAACCGGGAAACGGAUCGGACGUUGCGGCCCUUGCCUAACAAGCAUGUUGAUACUGGAAUGGGAUUCGAGCGUCUGGUAUCCGUACUCCAAGACAAAUCCUCCAAUUAUGACACCGACGUCUUUUCUCCAUUGUUUGGAGCCAUUAAAGACAUCACAGGAGCACGUGAAUAUCGAGGAAUGUUUGGCUCUGGUGACGCUGAUGGUAUUGACACGGCUUACCGUGUUGUUGCGGACCACGUUCGGACCUUAACCUUCGCCAUCUCAGAUGGCGUGACGCCGAACAGUGACGGCCGUGGCUAUGUGGUACGACGAGUUUUGCGCCGAGGCGCCCGCUAUGCUCGAAAAUAUUUCCAAGUCGAGAUAGGUAACUUUUUCUCAAAAUUGGUCCCCAUUUUGGUCGACCAACUUGGGGAGAUGUUUCCAGAACUGAGGAAGAAACAGCAAGAUGUCAUGGAAAUCUUGGAUGAAGAGGAGAUUUCAUUCGCCAAGACUUUGGACCGUGGUGAGCGACAAUUCGAAAGCUAUGCACAACAAGCGAAACUUAAGGGUAACGACAAACUACAUGGGGCUGACGUUUGGCGACUGUAUGACACAUUUGGGUUUCCGGUUGAUUUAACUCGCCUUAUGGCAGAGGAAAGGGGUUUAAAGAUUGACGAUACUGAGUUCGAAGAGGCACGUUUGAAGGCGAAAGAGGCCAGUAAAGGGCAGAAAAAAUCCGCAACAGACACGGUUAAGUUGGAUGUCCAUGACCUGGGCAAGUUGGAGAAAAUGAAUGACGUUCCGAAAACCGAUGAUAGUUUCAAGUUCGAAAUGUGCAACAUCAAUGCGGAAGUCAAAGCAAUCUACCACGGGAAAGUAUUCCACUCGGACACUGCCGUCAUAUCAGCCGGAGAACAAAUUGGAAUCAUACUUGAUCGCACCAACUUUUACGCUGAGCAGGGCGGACAGGAAAAUGAUAUUGGGAGGAUCAUCAUUGAUGGGAAAGCCGAGCUAGAAGUCAGUGAUGUUCAGCUUUACGCUGGCUAUGUCCUCCAUACAGGUUUCAUGAAGUAUGGCUCUUUCUCCGUGGGAGAUACUGUCCUUUGUGAGUACGACGAGCUUCGUCGCUGGCCCAUCCGGAACAACCACACGGGAACACACAUCCUGAAUUUUGCACUCAAGAGAGUUCUUGGUGAUUCGGUUGAGCAAAAGGGGUCUCUUGUUGCUGCCGAAAAGCUCAGGUUCGACUUUUCGCAUAAAUCAGCUGUGACAGAAAAAGAGCUCGAGAGGAUCGAGGACAUAUCCACUGAAUACAUUCGACAGAACUGUGACGUUUAUUCACAAGAAGUCCCUCUUGCCACUGCUCGUCAAAUCACAGGCGUUAGAGCUGUCUUCGGCGAGACAUACCCGGACCCUGUCCGGGUAGUCUCUGUUGGCGUGGAGGUGGAAGAAAUUCUUCAAAAUGUGAAAGACCCUCGCUGGAACGAAGUCAGCAUUGAGUUCUGUGGCGGCACCCAUGUUCAGAAAACUGGCGAUAUCAAAGACCUCGUCAUUUUAGAGGAGAGUGGUAUCGCGAAAGGUAUUCGCCGGAUCAUCGCCGUGACUGGGGAAGAUGCCCAUAGAGUGCAGCAAGUUGCGACAGACUUUGCCAAGCGACUAGACCGCCUCGACGCUAUGCCUUUAGGGCCGCAAAAAGAACAAGAAGCUAAGCAAGUGCAGGUUGAGCUCAAUCAACUUUCGAUUUCCGCUGUGCAGAAAUCUCGGCUUCGGGAACGUUUUGCAGCCAUCAACAAGAAGGUCAUUGAUGGACAAAAAUCACUGCAAAAACUCGAAUCCAAGAAGGCCCUUGAUGCCAUCACCUCUUACUUUGAAGCCCCCGAGAAUAGUGAAAAAUCCUGGUUAGUCACCAGGCUUCCUAUUUCGGCAAAUGCGAAAGCCGUCAGUGAGUCUUUGAACUUUGUCAAAUCCAAACUACAAGAUAAGACAGUCUAUGUUCUAGCUGCAGAUUCUGAACAGGGUCGAGUGGCUCAUGGAUGCUACGUGUCCAAGGCAAUGAUUGACCAGGGUGCCUCGGCAAAUGACUGGGCUGCCACAGUCUCUGGUGCUGUCGGAGGGAAAGCCGGUGGGAAGGGUCCAACGUCAAUUGGCAAUGGCGUUCACCCAAAUAAGGUUGAAGAGGCCAUCGCAUUGGCUUCUGAUUAUCUUUCUAAAUUCAGCAUCUGA
Aspergillus clavatus NRRL 1 is the source of this 2886-nucleotide messenger RNA. RefSeq names its product alanine--tRNA ligase. The transcript has 6 exons. Gene Ontology annotation, biological process: tRNA modification; alanyl-tRNA aminoacylation. Gene Ontology annotation, cellular component: mitochondrion; cytoplasm. The record is from RefSeq and is a predicted model, not a curated record. Bases 1 to 2886 code for a protein of 961 amino acids. Gene Ontology annotation, molecular function: alanine-tRNA ligase activity; aminoacyl-tRNA deacylase activity; amino acid binding. NCBI's taxonomy places the organism in Eukaryota, Fungi, Ascomycota, Eurotiomycetes, Eurotiales, Aspergillaceae.